GCCGCGGCCGCUCUACCUCGGCGAUCGAGGUACGACAUCAGCCCCCGCGUCUCGCCUCCUCUCUCAUUUCGCGCGUCUCUCUUCGUUUCUCUUCCUUUUUUUUCCGCCCCGGUCCAAUCUCCGGGAAAAAUCAGCAAACAAGUCAGAUCGCCGUACAUUGGUAUUCGUGACACCGCAACCGAACACCGCGGACUCGCCUUUUUUUUUCCUCUUUUCUCUUUUUCCUUUAUUUUUUGCCGUACCCGGUAAACGAUCUGUCCGCGCGCGAGUUGGGUGAUCGUUGACAUCAUAGAGCUCGGAAUAAAAGAGAUAACUGUUACAUAAUCGCGACUUUCGAUUCGGGAACUUUUUGAAAAUUAAUAUAGAGAAAGAGAGAAAGAGAGAGAAAGAGAGAGAGAUAGAGAGGGGGAGGGAGAGGAAAGUAGGCUGAAUUAAUCGUGCACUAAGGAAGAUACCCGCCAUGUACUCGAUUCUGCUACUAACGAGAUCCGCUCGGCUCGGUAAUACGCCACGAAGACUGACCUCGUCGUUCAUGGGACCGCGCUUGCCGCAGCUAAUAAGUAAUGGCGUGUCGCAAGCGUACGUGCGGAGGGAACUGCAAACGUCGGAGAAACCACGAAGGCAGCAGACCUUUACGGAGCGCACUGAAUUGAAAUACGCCCGCCGACUAGUAAUCAAGCUCGGCAGUGCCGUUAUAACGAGGGAAGAUGAACACGGUCUGGCCCUUGGACGUCUCGCGUCUAUCGUCGAACAGGUAGCCGAAUGCCAGCUCGAGGGUCGCGAAUGCAUCAUGGUAACUAGCGGGGCAGUCGCCUUCGGCAAGCAGAAGCUCACCCAAGAGCUUUUAAUGUCCAUGUCGAUGAGAGAGACUCUGAGCCCUACGGACCACACGCGGGAACACGCAGGAACUAUGUUAGAACCUAGAGCAGCCGCUGCGGUGGGUCAAUCAGGUCUUAUGUCCCUCUACGACGCGAUGUUCGCCCAGUAUGGAGUCAAGAUUGCCCAGGUGUUGGUGACCAAGCCCGACUUCUAUAACGAGGAAACACGGAAGAAUCUCUUCAGCACCUUAAGUGAACUGAUCAGCCUGAACAUUGUACCAAUCAUUAACACGAACGAUGCGGUAUCUCCGCCACCAGACGUCGACGAAGAGAUCGCCGGCGGUGGUGGUAGAAAAGGAAUAUCCAUUAAGGAUAACGAUUCCUUGGCAGCUAUGUUAGCGGCUGAGGUCCAAGCGGACUUGUUGGUCCUCAUGAGCGACGUCGAUGGGAUUUACAAUCUGCCACCUUGGCAGGAUGGCGCGAAGAUGCUGCACACCUUUAGUUCCGAUCUGAGGGGUACCAUUAAGUUUGGGCAAAAGUCGAAGGUAGGCACAGGUGGCAUGGACGCCAAGGUCAACGCUGCACUCUGGGCGAUGGAUCGUGGCGUUGCGGUGGUUAUUUGCAACGGCACUCAAGAAAAGGCUGUUAAGAGCAUCAUGUCAGGCAGAAAGAUCGGAACGUUAUUCACGCAGGCUGCCGGCUCAUCCACGCCUGUCGAAGUGAUUGCCGAAAAUGCCCGUGUCGGCAGUAGACUGCUACAGGCAUUACGCCCGGAGGAUCGAGCCGAAUGCAUCAAAAUUCUCGCGGACCUACUCGAAUCCAAACAGUCCGAGAUUCUUGCGGCAAACUCGAUGGAUCUGGAGAGCGCAAGCAAAAAAAAUCUAGCAAAGGCCCUACUAUCGCGUCUGUCUCUAACGCCGGCGAAGCUCAAGUCUUUGAGUUCUGGUCUGCAUCAGAUCGCGGACGAUUCGUUAAACAAUGUAGGUCGCGUGCUCCGUAGGACCAGAUUGGCCGAAGGUCUGGAAUUGGAGCAGAUAACGGUGCCCAUCGGAGUGCUACUGGUGAUUUUCGAGUCGAGACCGGACAGCCUGCCUCAGGUAGCCGCCCUGGCCAUGUCCAGCGCCAACGGGCUUCUCCUGAAAGGCGGUAAGGAAGCCUCCCACAGUAACAAGUACUUGAUGACGCUCGUGAAGGAGGCGUUGGACAAAUUCGGUGCUUCGAACGCUAUUUCGCUCGUGUCCACGAGGGAGGACGUGAGCGAUCUUCUCUCGAUGGAGAAACAUAUAGAUCUCAUUAUACCUCGCGGUAGUUCAGACUUGGUCCGCACGAUCCAGGAGCAGUCUAAGCACAUACCCGUCUUAGGACAUGCCGAGGGUAUCUGCCACGUUUAUGUCGACAAGGAUGCAGAUGUAGAGAAGGCCAUAAGGAUUAUCAGAGAUUCUAAGUGCGAUUAUCCCGCCGCGUGCAACGCCAUGGAGACGUUAUUAAUACACGAAAGUCUUAUGAACGGCAGCUUCUUUAGUGACGUGUGUAAUAUGUUGCGUAAAGAAGGGGUGAAAAUCAAUUCCGGUCCAAAACUGGGCGAGUUAUUGACCUUUGGCCCACCUGCCGCCAAAAGCAUGAGAACCGAAUACGGUGCACUCGAAUGUACCAUAGAAGUAGUUUCAAACAUCGACGAUGCCAUUAACCACAUUCAUAAAUAUGGUAGUAGUCACACCGAUGUUAUUGUCACCGAGAAAACCAGCACAGCGACGCAUUUCCAGAGAGAGGUAGACAGCGCGUGUGUCUUCCAUAAUGCCAGCACCAGAUUUGCAGAUGGCUACAGAUUUGGUCUUGGAGCGGAGGUCGGUAUUUCCACGGCACGUAUCCAUGCACGUGGUCCAGUAGGAGUGGAUGGGCUAUUAACGACAAAAUGGAUUUUAAAAGGCGAUGGACACGCGGCCGCGGAUUUCGCUGAAGGAGGCAAUAGAACUUGGCUCCAUCAAUCUUUACCUCUCACAGAAUCAAUGUGAAUCGAUCGCUCUAACUUGUAAUCUCGGGAUAAUUAGAAUCAUUCAUAAGAUACUACAAAUUAUCUUUAAAGGAAAAACAUUGGGAAAUGUAAAUCGAAAAAGCUCAGGCAUGAUAGACUACAAACUAAAUAAAAUAUUAUCUUAUCUAAUUAUUUUUAAUAUAUAUACAUAUUGAAACAAAAUUGAAAAUUGUGGCUACAUCAGUAUAAUUUAUUGACAAUAGAAAUAUUUAUAAAUUUUUGCGUUUGUGAAAUAAGAAUAGGUCAAUAUAUUAUGGACAGGAAUAGCAUGUCACAAAAUUAUUGUAAAAGUCAUAAAGAUAUAAUUUUCGAUACAUCUAAAAAAA
Messenger RNA from Monomorium pharaonis (pharaoh ant), 3176 nucleotides. RefSeq names its product delta-1-pyrroline-5-carboxylate synthase (gene P5CS). Lineage: Eukaryota; Metazoa; Arthropoda; Insecta; Hymenoptera; Formicidae. The record is from RefSeq and is a predicted model, not a curated record. Gene Ontology annotation, cellular component: mitochondrion; cytoplasm. Bases 461 to 2830 code for a protein of 789 amino acids. The transcript has 6 exons. Gene Ontology annotation, molecular function: ATP binding; glutamate-5-semialdehyde dehydrogenase (NADP+) activity; glutamate 5-kinase activity.